Messenger RNA from Trichogramma pretiosum, 1188 nucleotides. RefSeq names its product tanabin-like. The coding region runs from base 1 to 1188 and encodes 395 amino acids. NCBI's taxonomy places the organism in Eukaryota, Metazoa, Arthropoda, Insecta, Hymenoptera, Trichogrammatidae. The transcript has 2 exons. The record is from RefSeq and is a predicted model, not a curated record.
AUGGAUAACUACUCUAGUGAUCAUUAUACAACUUGUACUGAAGCUCUUCAUCAAGCUUACUACUCGGGAAAUAGGUACUUAAUAUGGAUGCUGAUUAAAAACGGUGCUCAUCCAAGUUUGAUCAAGAUGGAGGAAUCGACACGUCUGUUCAUCGAUGAAAUCAUCAAUGAAAAAAGUUUGGACAAUAUUGAGGUACUGGCAUCAGAGUUCGACAAUGAAAUCAUCAAUGAAAAAAGUUUGGACUAUAUUGAGGAACUGGCAUCAGAGUUCGACAAUGAAAUCAUCGAUGAAAUCGAUGAAAUGAGAAUAUACAAGAUAGAGGAACAGAUACGUAUGCUCCUUGAUGAAGAAAGUUUAAUAGAUACAGAAGAAAAGACAACUCUGUCCAUCGAUGAAAUCGAUGAAAUGAGAAUAUACAAGAUAGAGGAACAGCUACGUAUGCUCCUCGAUGAAGAAAGUUUAAAAGAUACAGAAGAAAAGACAACUCUGUCCAUCGAUGAAAUUAGCAAUGAAGAAAGUUUAAUAGAUACGGAAGAAAAGACAACUCUGUCCGUCGAUGAAAUUAGCAAUGGAGAAAGUUUUAUAGAUACGGAAGAAGAGAAAGCUCACUACAUCGAUGAAAUUGACGAUAAAGAAAUUUUAAUCUAUACAGAAGAAGAAACAAAUCUGUCCACCGAUACAGAGGAAGAAAUAACUCUGAAUGAAGAAAGUUUGAUGAAUGCAGAGGAACAGAAAACUCUGCCCUGCGGUGAAACCGACGAGGAAGAAAGUUUAAUCGAUGCAGAGGAAGAAAUAACUCUGAAUGAAAAAAGUUUGAUGAAUGCAGAGGAACAGACAACUCUGCCCAUCGUUGAAACCGACGAUGAAGAAAGUUUAAUCGAUGCAGAGGAAGAAAUAACUCUGAAUGAAGAAAGUUUGAUGAAUGCAGAGGAACAGACAACUCUGCCCAUCGGUGAAACCGACGAUGAAGAAAGUUUAAUCGAUGCAGAGGAAGAAAUAACUCUGAAUGAAGAAAGUUUGCUGGAUGCAGAGGAACAGACAACUCUGCCCAUCGGCGAAACCGAAGAUGGAGAAAGUUUAAUCGAUACAGAGGAAGAAAUAACUCUGAAUGAAGAAAGUUUGAUGAAUGCAGAAGAACAGACAACUCUGCCCGUCGACGAAGAAGACCACGAGUCGUUGAAAGAAUAA